ACCACUGCCUACAGCAAAGCACCUUGAGCUUAGCCAAGCAGCCUCCAUCACUUUCCAUCCACAGCAACCCACGACCACAUAGCACAAGACUCACAACUGACACGCCGCAAUCACUGAGGAUACAGCUCAGGCUCAUACAUUAGUUUACUUUUCUGCCUUUUUUCUGCUGCGAGUCUAUUCAGUAGACUCUACCAGGCGCCUAGGCCUACAACAUCAACAUGGCUCAAGACAGCGAGGUGCCCAAGGCGGCCGACAAGGGCAAGGGCAAGGCCGUCGACGAUGCGAAGAAGGACAAGCAGCAGACAAACGGAAAGAAAGAGGACGAGAAAAUUGAGACUGCUGAGGAGGAGCUCAACGAGGAGGAUCAACAACUGAAGAACGAGCUUGAAUUGCUGGUCGAGCGCUUGACCGAGCCAAACACGGAACUUUACAAGCCCGCCCUUGAAGCAAUGAAGAACUUGAUAAAGACGUCGACGUCAUCCAUGACAGCAGUUCCAAAGCCCCUCAAAUUCCUACGACCGCAUUACGAGUCCUUGACGAAACUUUUUGAGCAGUGGCCCGAGGGCGAAGACAGGACCUCGCUGGCGGAUGUUCUCUCCGUCAUCGGUAUGACGUUUUCAGAUGAAGACCGACAAGACACACUGUUUUACAGACUUCAAGCACCUUCAUCUGACAUCAGCUCGUGGGGCCACGAGUAUACCAGACAUCUCGCGCUUGAGAUUGGAGAAGUGUAUGGAAAGCGAAUCGCAAAUGACGAGUCCACCAAGGACCUGAUCGACUUGGCGCUUGUUUUGAUCCCCCUCUUCCUCAAGAGCAAUGCCGAGGCCGAUGCUGUGGAUCUUAUGAGCGAACUCGAAAUCAUUGAGGAAAUGCCCAAGUUCGUGGACGAAAACACAUACGCUCGUGUAUGCUUGUACAUGUCUUCGAUGGUGAACCUCCUCACCUACCCCGACAACGAGACUUUUCUCAAGACCGCACACGACAUUUACAUGGAAUACAAGCAGUUUGCACAGGCCAUGGUCCUUGCAAUUCGUCUACACGAUUACGAACUCAUUAAGUCCGAUUUCGAAAAGGCUGAAGACCCUGCCCUUCAGAAGCAGCUCGCGUUUCUAACUGCUCGGCAAAGGAUAGCUCUCAAUGCCGAUGACCAGUCAGAAGAGAACACUGCCCUUGUAGAGUCCCUCGGCAACCUGAAGCUAUCGGAACAUUUCAAGUCCCUGGGCAAGGAGCUCAACAUCCUGGAGCCAAAGACUACCGAGGAUAUCUACAAGAGCCACCUGGAGAGCAGUCGAGUUGCAGGAAUGACUAACUUGGACUCUGCUCGGCAUAACCUUGCAGCGGCGUUCGUCAAUGCUUUUGUGAAUGCUGGUUUCGGCAACGAUAAAAUGAUGCUUGUCGACGGUGAGAAGGAGACCUGGGUCUGGAAGACCAAAGCCGAUGGCAUGAUGUCUACCGUUGCCUCCAUGGGCACUCUUUUGAUGUGGGAUAUCGAGAAUGGGCUUGACAAGAUCGAUAAGUACACGUACUCUUCAGAGACAGAGAUUUCGGCUGGCGCAAUGCUUGCUAUUGGAAUCAUGAAUUCGGGUGUAGUAAUGGACUCAGAUCCAGCUAUUGCCCUGUUGGCUGAUCAGGACAAGCUUGAACAUCCUAACCCCCUCGUCAGGACUGCCUGCAUCAUGGGUCUUGGACUUGCUUAUGCCGGGUCUAACAAGGAAGACGUUCUCGAGCACUUGCUACCCAUGAUAUCUGAUGCUAGUGUUGAUAUGCAGAUUUCGGCAAUGGCUGCUUUAUCCUGCGGUCUUAUCUUCACUGGCUCUUCUCACCCGGAAAUUAGUGAGGCCAUUAUUACUACUCUAAUGGAUGACGAUCGCAAAAACCAACUGACUGACAAGUGGACACGAUUCUUGGCUCUUGGUCUUGGUCUCCUGUUCUUUGGACGACAAGAAGAGGUCGAUGUUAUCCUCGAAACCCUGAAGGCCAUCGAGCAUCCUAUGGCCAAGUCGACGGCCGUCAUGGCUGAGAUUUGCGCCUGGGCCGGUACUGGUGCUGUCCUCAAGAUCCAGGAGCUUCUCCAUAUCUGCAAUGAGCAUCAAGAGGAGUCUGAAGAGAAGAGGGGCGACGAACUUCUACAGGCAUACGCGGUAAUUGGUAUUGCACUGGUGGCUAUGGGUGAAGAUAUUGGACAAGAAAUGGUCCUGCGUCAGUUCGGCCAUCUCAUGCACUACGGCGAGGCCAACAUUCGAAAAGCUGUGCCCCUUGCCAUGGGUCUCAUUAGCCCCAGCAACCCUCAAAUGAAGGUGUAUGAUACCCUCUCAAGAUACAGUCACGACAAUGAUCCUGAGGUUGCUAUCAACGCCAUCUUUGCCAUGGGUCUUCUGGGUGCAGGCACCAACAAUGCCCGAUUAGCUCAGCUGCUUCGACAACUCGCCAGUUAUUACCACCGUGACCAGGAUGCUCUUUUUAUGGUGCGAAUCGCCCAGGGUCUCCUCCACAUGGGUAAGGGUACUCUAUCAAUCAGUCCCUUCCAUACCGAUCGUCAGGUUCUGUCCCGUGUGGCGGCCGCUGGUCUGCUUGCUACUCUUGUCGCUAUGAUUGAGCCCAAAGAGUUUAUCACUGGCCAGUCACAUUACCUCCUCUACUUCCUUGUCACGGCCAUGCACCCCCGCUUCCUUGUUACCUUGGACGAAGACCUCAAGCCUCUCAAGGUCAAUGUCCGUGUGGGUCAAGCCGUCGAUGUCGUUGGCCAAGCUGGUCGUCCCAAGACAAUCACUGGCUGGCAAACUCAGAGCACACCUGUAGUGCUCGGAUAUGGUGAGCGAGCAGAGCUGGAAGAUGAGGAGUACAUCAGCCUCAACAGCACUCUAGAAGGCUUAGUAAUUUUGCGGAAGAACCCUGAUUGGGAAGCUGAGAAAUAGACGGUUUGAACUUAUUAUGAGCAUGGUUCUGGUUUGUAAAACCAGGCAAGUUACAAACGUCAGAUUUAAUUACACUGUAUUCUAUGAUAAUCUGCCGUAAGCGCAGUAAAGAAGCGGGUAGGAAUAGGCAUUAUGAUAGACGGAAAAACCAAGUCCCGAGUUCUAUCUUGGUUCAAAAGCAACGUGCCAUGUCAAUUGACGCUGAGCCAAAACUGCCUAUACUGUCAAAGCUGAUACCCUCUGAAUCAAUGUAAAUAACCCAUGCCUUUGUAAUAAUGCCAACCGUAUCUGUCCAUGCUGUCUAUCAUUAUGGCCCUCAUGGUGAGGAUAAGAAUCUAUAUGCAGUGUUUUUCGAAGAAGAAAAAAACCCUUUUCCAACGUCGUCGACUUCCUACCAUGCUUUGGGCCCGAAGCGUUCACCUUCUGGGAGGGUAUUAUAUGAGCAUGCUUGCCAGUCACAACCCUGCUUGUACACUUCAGUGCCCCACCACUUGAGGUUCUUUGCAAGCCCAGGGUAGAUGAAGCCGAAAAAGACAACUACUAUACCAAAGGCAAGCCCAGAAUCGAGGGCGGCGCUCAAGGUCAUGGUGUACUUGCUCCACCAGGCAUUGUGGCGGUUCUUGAUAAGAUAGUUGAAGACGUAGCAUACGAGUACCCAGACGGAGAAGUUGAGGCCUGUUGCAGGAGGUAUCCAGGACAUAGCGCCAAAGAUAACAGGGAGGUUGACCUUGCGGAGAAUACUGGAGCGGUUAUGUCGACAGUAAAGCCACAGGGGAAUGGGGAGGAGAGCGCCAAGGGGGAAGAACCAGACCAGGGAACGAUAUAUGGCCUUCGGACCGAAAAAUUCGUUAGGUCCAACGACACCCCACAGAAUGGAGCCGUUGAAGUGCACUCUUGCAAUGGGGCAGGUGAAUCCAUUGAGAGCCUCUGAAGUGCAAAUGCCUUUGAUGUUUGCGAACAUCCAGUUGAGCACACCAAUCUGAGUCAGCGACGAGACAAGUGUCGCGACGAUCUGAACAAGAAAGAGGAUGCGAGGAGGAAUCUUCAUGUAGUGGCCGAGUUUAAGGUCGGAAGCGAAUUUGAUACCUUGCGCUGAUGAGAUGUAGCCGUAUGUAACGAAAACCAUGUUUGCGAUGGGGCGACCUGGGAACACAACACCGCAGAUGAGUUGACAGAUGAGAUAGAUGCUGCUGUGUUGGUUUGUGACGGCCAUGAUGAUGCCAUUGGGGAUGAAAAACAGUGCUCCAAUGCCAAGCGCGAGAAGGAGGCCGUACCAGGGCAAAUGGACGGGAUAGCUAGAACAGUCAGCAAUGGAAGGCAAUUGAAUAAACUUGGGCGGAGACUUACUAUUCAAC
This is a messenger RNA of Fusarium verticillioides 7600, 4270 nucleotides long. Its product is annotated as 26S proteasome regulatory subunit rpn-1. Gene Ontology annotation, cellular component: nucleus; proteasome complex; proteasome storage granule. The record is from RefSeq and is a predicted model, not a curated record. Lineage: Eukaryota; Fungi; Ascomycota; Sordariomycetes; Hypocreales; Nectriaceae. Gene Ontology annotation, biological process: regulation of protein catabolic process; proteasome-mediated ubiquitin-dependent protein catabolic process. The coding region runs from base 219 to 2915 and encodes 898 amino acids. The transcript has 4 exons. Gene Ontology annotation, molecular function: enzyme regulator activity.